Molecule: messenger RNA, 8089 nt
Organism: Bolinopsis microptera
Lineage: Eukaryota; Metazoa; Ctenophora; Tentaculata; Lobata; Bolinopsidae
Product: ectopic P granules protein 5 homolog
Exons: 40
Coding region: 65-8005 (2646 amino acids)
Biological process (GO): autophagosome maturation
Cellular component (GO): cytoplasm
Source: RefSeq, a predicted model, not a curated record
AGGGAACAUGUUGCUACAAUUAUGACAAUGUAGGGCCAUAUUAUGAUGAUACAUCUGGAUCUGUAUGGAAGCUCCUCAACCUAAACCAAAAAAGUCAAAGAAUAAAAAGAAAAGGGUUAAACAAGAUGUCGCUGAGGAUGAACCAAGUACUUCAGUUGAUUAUCUUGAGACAGAAAAGGUUGUAAAUGACAUUGGAAACUUAAAAGAAGAAUUAUUAGCUGAGGAUGUAGCAUCUGAGGACUUAAUUAGUCCAGAAGAUGAUAUUACUGCUGAAGAAAUUGAAUGCGAGAGUUUAGAUGAUGAUUAUCCAGAGGUUGACAUUGAUGCUACAAUUUUAGUUGAAGAUGUCAUUCUGGCCUGUGAUACACCUCUUAAUAAUCUUGAUGUUGACUCUAUUAAAAGUGAAAGCUUUCUCACAAGAAGCCAACUUAAUGUAUUUGAUUGCCAUUUAGAAGAGAAUGAUGAGGGAUCAGCCAAGUAUAUUAAUCGAGAAACCUCCUGUGAUACUGCAGAGGUAAAUGAUGAAUUGCCAACAUCAAAUAUUGAACCUUCAAAUCAAGAAAGCACUGUGGAUAAUGUGGAAUGUAGCCCUGAAAUUGAGCAGCUCUAUCCAAGUCUUGAUGAUGAAUUUUACGAGAGUCUACAGAACAUUUCACUUAUGCGCAAUAGAUCAGUAUCACAGCAGUCUUGUCAUAACAGCAUAAAAGAUGAUUUAGAUACUCUUUCUAUGCAAAAUGCAGAAGCUCAGCUAGAUAACAUUGCUCCAUCAGCUAUUGAUGAUGUAGCUUAUGAUUCGGAUCUACGGUCUUUUGAGGUUGUUGAUGUCAUCAAUAAUGAAGCAUGUAUAGACAAUGUGAGCCUAGUUAGUGACAACCAAACUCUGCAUCACCUUUCAUUGCAAACUUUAGUAUAUGAUGAUCAAUAUGAACAGAAAUUACAAAGUUGCUAUCAAUCAAAGUGUGUAUCACCUUCACCAUCAAUGCCAACAUUUGAGGAAUUAAAUAAAGAAAUCCUGAUAAACGAACUAAAGUCGUAUUAUCAUAAUCCUCAAUUAGCCAAAAAUGAAGAAUUCAUUAUUGACUUUAUUGCUAUGUGCGAAAACCCCAGUCAUGAGCUCCAUCAUCUCCUAAGUAGAUAUCAAAAAGGUAGGCAGAAUUUUUUAGCUCACAGUGCAGUUAUUGAAAAUAACAUUUUAAGGUAUAACAAGUCAAGUGAAACUGUCUGGGCAUUUGUGAAGGAAAAGAAGGUUGAGACAGGGUACUGUGCAGAUCACAUGAAAGUUACAUUUACAGAGACUUGGAAUAAAGCUAUUUGCCACCCAGAAACAUUGAAAGACAUUGAGGACAGUCUUGUGAACAUCCAUGAGAGCUGUAGCGUUCCUUUAGCACUUUUGCAAUAUAAUUGGAAGAUAGCAUUCUAUCAUGUUGAACAGUUCAUGGUUAGACUUGUUGAAUCCUGCCCACCUCCAUACUCGAAUUAUGUCACAUCCUAUAUCCCAGGUGUAUCAAUUCCCUGGGAUCAUGUCAGUCAUACUGGUCAAAUAAGAACUUGCAUUUCGAUUCUCUUCCACUUCAAGCGCCAGAAGAUGCCAGAUGAAGUAUUUGCAAAAGAUAUUGAUAGAUGGUUGAAUAUCCUAGUUAGCAUGCUGUUGAGGGUGGCAACUUUAUUAGAUCACAGAUUCCUAUUGAAUCAUUUAUUGCGGUGUCCCACUGGUUUUUCAUUUUGGGGAGGUCAUUUCUUGCAGUUUGCUUGGGCUGAAAGCACUUACUCUGUUGAAAGCACCAUUGGAAACCCAAUUGUAGAUCAUUUUUUCUUGAUGUAUUUGACAUUACUGUUUCCUCUGGAAGAAAGAGACAAAAUGCUUGCAAACUAUGAGCCCCCCGUUCAAGACAGUGAUCCUUCUGAGUGGGCAAUACUUGAUGAACUUGGUGAGGUCGACUGUGAUGGCAAACAGCUUUUAGAACGUGACUACCUUGAGCUGCUUGGACAGUUUAACUUUGGAAUGUUUUACAGAGAACUGCUCAAGUAUCCUACACCUGAAGAAUUUUUCAAGAACAAACACAGCAUCAAUGAGCAAGAAAUGAUGACUCUGUUCAGUAUGUGUCUUCAGUGCAUAGCACAUAUCAGGGAAGCCUUUACUCAUCUCGACUUUACAAGAUACCGGAACUUUUGCCAGAGAAAUGCUAACAUAAUGACGACAUUUAUGAGAUUUGUUUCAGACUAUUAUCAUUUUUAUGACUUUUAUGGUGGAGUAUGGCCCAUUGCUGAUGCUGUGGACCAUAGCAAACUGCUCAAUGUUCACAAUCAUGUUAUCGAAGAAGGAUUUCGCUGCUUGGCUGAAACCAGUAAUGUCAGCUUAUGGCAGUUUUUGACAGACCUUCCUUACCAUCGAAUCUCGAUCAAAGUUCUUUGGAAGCUAUUUGGGUUUCUACACCAAGUUAAUCCUGAAAAGCACAUUAAAAGUUCAGUUUUGAGGGAAGGGUCACCCUAUGAAAUAGUUACAAAACUUUACAAAACAGCCAGAUUUCAACGGAGAUUGGAGUCCUUGUCUGAUGAAGAUUGUACUUUCAUGGUUAACGUAUUUUGCAAAAUGGCACUCAGCAGAGAAAUUGAUGACAACUUUGUAAAAGUAAUUGCGUUAGAUAUCUAUCACAUCGGAGUCACAUCAACUGUAGACAAACAAUCCACGGACCAUGCCUGUAAGAACUGUCUCAGUACCAUUAUCGACCACUGCCCCGAUGUCGUCUCCGUCAUCAUCAACAACAUAGACAAGCAAACACUGAAAGAUCUUCCCAACAACUUGAGAAUAUUCAGAGGAUUGUCUCUCCAGAACUGGCAUCCAUCAGAUGACGACUUCAACUUGCUGGUUACUUGGCUUCAAACCACUCCAAUAACUUCACUGACCAAUCAACUCAGCAGAGUCAUAAUUAAGGGGCUGAAUUGGGGAUCUCACAAGAACAAGCUGUUCCUACCGUGUGAAUAUCACAGAAAGAUGGCAGUAGACAUUGUUGCUGCUCAUUCUUAUCACCUCCCAGAUAGACCUGGUUAUCUGAUCCACUCAUCUUCACCUGACUUUGCUAAACAUGUCAGCAACUCAGAUAAGAACCAGUUUGUGUGUUGGUGUUGGGAGAUAUUACUGACUUUGUGUUUACACAAGACUGAUCUCUCUGAGCACGAUGGUUUAACUCUCAAAAUCAACAAACAGCAGCAGAGACAGCUAAGAAAACAGAGAAGUGAAAGUGCUGCAGUGUCAGCAGGUUCUGAUAGUUCGCCCACUAGUUCACGCAAUAAACUAGUGAAACAACAGAGCACUGCGUCUUCAGUAGCUUCUACUGCUACUGCUCCUGAUGAGGAGGUUGCAGUUGGGGGUUAUGUGGGAAAAUGGGGCAGGUUCCCUUACAAGAUGAGAAAGGAGGCGGGUUUGGUGGCUACAUUGUGUGAAGCUUUGAGAACAAACGGGGAGAUGGCAGCAUUUGUAGCUCUCUCAAUAACUACUAUCGGACAUACCAUUGUCGACUUUCAGGCUGAUGGGAUUCAGCUAAUGUUAUUGCUGCAGAGGAGCAGCGGAUACCACUACAGGGCUCUUUUACAGGUACUGAGUAACAUCCUGACAAUAUCAAUGAGGAGCAAGUGUCUACACCUGCUACUCCACCUGCCUGACUUCCUACCUCUGGUACAGAGCGUGGCUAAAGCGGAGUACAGUGGAGCUUUCACUGGUAGAGCAAGCAAACCUCUCUGUGGUUUCAUAGUAAGCAAGUUAUCAGCAGCCUACAACAGCAGUAUAAGCGAGGGUAAUCUCUGUAUGAAGUUCUGGACUGAUCUGUUCCUUGCUAUUCCCAACUUCCACUCUGACAUGUCCAUUGUGUCUGUACUAGACAAAGUGUGUAGUGUGGUGUUCUAUUACCAUGGUGACGAGGCCUUCUUGGUGGAGGAGUUGAGGGAGUAUCUUAACAAGUGUGUGGAGGCUUCUAAACGUAACUCUAGCAAGAUAUUAUCGAACCUAGUGUCGUGGUUCAGUAGUGUUGGAGACGUUUCCUCUCUCCUCCAACCCCUCUCUUCUCCUGGUGAGGUAUUCUGGUGGAGUUACUACGUCACUAAGAUGGAAUGUGCUUCUCAGAUAGACUCCGGAUUCUUCCAAACUCUUACUGAGGUGUUAUUCACACAUCCUGACGUUACGAUUGACAUCGCUUUUAGAAGAGCUCUGGCAGAGUUUGAGGAACUUUCUAGUCUUACCAUCGGAAAUAUUGUUAUCUACAGAUGGGGUUCCCUCCUACAAUCUGUAGCAAUGGAUCACCCUCUACUCCCCUACGUCUGGAGGGAAUUCUUUAAACUCUACUUCCAUCGUAUAACCCCUGAAACAGCUGGAGUCGGGUACCGGUACUACCAGGGGAUGUUCCAAGUGCGAGAGAUCAGAGCGAUGAAACAAAGACUGACCGACACCUCCCAGUUCUUUGAGUUAGACGACACGGAGGAAGACAUCACGGAGGACAUGCUGUUCCGUUCCAAGCUGUCUCACUUCUUCAUGUCUCUGUCUCUGUGGACGGAUGAGACACGUCUCCACGAGGCGAACUUGUUCGUACCCGGGCUUCCUCAGCAGUACAGUGGCAGCAAACUAGCUGACAUCCUACAGGGAAAUGACUCUCCAUGGGACGAUAUGGUUAAUUUUGGUCAGAUAGAGCAAGACAUUGGGAGCAGAGCAGCGGAGUGGACCAGGUACUCAGGAAGGAGGUAUAGUCCCAGACGCGGCUCCAAGCCUGAGGAAACAGCCACAUAUCUUGUUAGCUUACUGUACGGUUAUGUUAGUAAGAACAUGAGUGAAACAGCCCCACCUCCAGACCCUAUCCUGCUCCAGUCAAACAUUCCAAUCGGACCCGACCUAACCCAAUCUGAUUUGGACUAUAUGGCUCUACUCAGCGUCGUGGGACCCUAUUUUGGGAAGCUAAAACAGCACGCGGAGAGGUUCGUAGAGUUGACCAGUACUUUGAAAAGCUUGGACAAGGCUUAUAUUGAGGACAUUCCUAACAAAUUCUACAACAAGACCUCUGCUAAGGUGGAGCUAGUCACGUGUUACAGCAGGAUAGGAGCUCUGGGACGGUGUAGUGGUCCUGCUAUGAUACCUGUUAACUCAUGCCAGUAUAUUGAGAACACUGCUGUUCAAGAAAAUGUUGCAGAGAACAGAGGAACCUACGAAGAUACCCUGGAAAAGUGUAGAUUAGAACUAGAGGAUGACAUCUGUGUUACAGCCAUAUUUCUUGAGAGGAUAGUAUCAGAUCUGUACAAAUCAGCAGGGAACAACCAGGAACUGGGCCGGAAGUUGUUUUACCAUGUGGUUGAUCACCUCACCUCAGCUGUCUGGAAAUACCCGCCCUCUCAACAGAUAUUCGCUUUCAGUAUCGAUUGUCUGGGGCAGUUCUUCAUCAGGAACAAUCCCGAAGAAACUCUCUCUUUACUGAACUACAUUAUGAACAAGAAGGAGUUUGCUACGAGUUUAGCUCCUCUGUUCCAACCAAAUCAGGGGUUCCAAAACUUCGUCAACGUCUACAGUCAUGUCAUCAUAUCACUUUCUAGAUGUGACACCGAGAUCGGGUUCACAGUGCUCUCAAAGUUCGAUAUAAGGAGCUGGUUGACUACCCAACACGCCUCAACUGAUAACAGUAAAUUGUUACUAAAUGCUAUCUUCUCUGGGUUUGAUAUCUACACUUACAGUGGGGAGGAUACUACAUUCCUUAUGUUCUACGAUACCCUAAAACUUCACCUCAGGCAAGUUGUGACGAACAGGAUGUGUUCUCUUCUACAGUACACGAUAGAGAAAACUCUGGAGAUAUCUUCCAAACAUCCUCAUCACCAGCAGAUAUGGACUGAUAUUCUAGAGCUGCUGGAGACAGAGCACGCACAGGAGGUGUUGACUCUCAAUACAUGUCACAGGAUCCUCUACGAGCUCUCUAAAUACUUCCUACAAUUCAAGAAGAGUAUACUGACAGCAGUAGAACACGAUCUCUACACACACUGGAGCAAUUACACUGACAAUCUGAUAAAACUAUUCAGGGUUAUGUGCGCUGUUUACAUUAACAAAGCCAGUUAUUUAGGCUACCAACGAUCAAGACCCUCACAUCCGUUGAACCCGAAGAUUGCUUCUUUUCAAAUAAAGGGCGCAACAUCUAGAACCAGAACUUCCCCGACAGAAGAACAAGCAGCGUGUAUAUUCAUGAUAACCUGCACUGUGUUUGCUCCUUGGAUACUAGUAUACGAGGAGGCUUGUCUACCUUGGUCCGAGUCUCACACAGAGUCGGCGGGGGAGAUGUUGACCACGUUCACCUCAAUGUUAAAUCUAAUGAACGAGCUUAUCACUGACGUUACACCUCUUCUCAAUAGAUUCUGGUGGUACUACAUGGACAUACUAGGACAUCCCAUAGUCCCUGGCAGUAUUAUAGAAAUAUACUACGAGCAUUUCAAGACCCUGCCGUGGAACAAGUUUGUACCGACUCUGGAAAUACUACAUUCUCUAUUGAAGUGUGUGCGGAACAACAGGAAGAACAUCAGCUUCGUCAUAUUCGUCAUGACUCAGGUAAACUGGCAGACAGUGGUAGGUGAGCUGAAGAAAGAGUCCCACGCCUUUGACAUGCUGGUGGAUGUCCUGAUAACAUUCGCUCUGAACCAGGACAUAUUCCAGCAGUUCGGACAGGAGUUUACCGGACUCUUCCGGCAGUUCAAGUCUCUAGAUCUGAGUCUAGUCUCUGAUGAGGGGUUCAGCUCAAUAAUGUCCCGUAUAGACACAACAGUGCAGCGCAGCCAGUUCAUCCAGCCAGUUACCAGUACUGGUCACUUGAUACAGUUUAUGGGGGUGCUAUGUAGGUUUAGUCAACAGGGGGUGAGCUACGUUAAACAGAUCACAUACUUCCGUCACGUGGUCAAUAUCAUCACUAAGAUAUCUAACGCUCAGUACGCUGAAACGUUAGUACAAUCACUGUUGUACAACGUGGAGCAAGUAUUUUACACUGGCUGCACUGAACUUCACAUCUCAGAGUUGGGGGGAGAGUUAUUUAGGCUGUUCAAUACUACUCCUUGUGAUAUGAACACUCACUCUCUUGCAGUCAAGAAGAUAGAAUCAGCCCUGAAGAUGCACGGCAGUAUAAAAGAGGGUUUCUCUUUCUCUCAACUCAGCUUGUACUACUUAUCAGUCCUUACUUGUACUGUUCACAAUGUCAAGAUGCAGGCGGUGGUAUGCGAGGUCCUGAUAGAAAGCUACUUCACCCACUGUGAGAGUAGUUUCCCUGUGCUCAGCGUUAGCUGGACCACACUACAUGAACGGUUCCUGAUCUCUGACAUGACCUACGAUAACUUUAUAAACCACAGUGUUCAGGAGAGCUGUCCUCUUAAUAUCUACCUUUAUACUACCCACCUUCUUGCACUGUCGGAAGAUGUAGACGGUAGUUAUUCAGCUGUAGCCAUGUUGAUAGACUGUUCAUCUCGUAUACAACCCAAACCAAAAGAAGAACAAAAAAUGCUCCUACUUUGGUUUAAAAUAUUCGAGAUCAUGAUGUCGCUGCAUGAAAACGGCAUUCGGUCAUCAGCAAUUAGCUCUAUAAUAAAGCAACUGCCGACAACAAUGUUGAAGUUGGCCGAAGACAGAGAAACUGGCGGGCUUUUCACCAAUUGGUUUGGCAAGAAGUCAAAAUACAGUUUAGAAUUCAGACUGACUACUAGGAUUUUCGCCACAUAUGUUUUACAUCAGAUAAACAAGGACGGAUCGUUGCGGACAAACAGCUCGAGGCAUAACCUGACAAGUGAAGCUGGAAAAGCAAUGGAUAACAUCAGGACCUUAGUCAGCAACAAAGCUUAUGCUGCACAUAUCAGUACAUUGCAGCAUUGUAUUGGCAUGAUUCUAGAUUCUACGAAGACUUUCCUCAACACUAUCGAACUUCUACGCUUCCUGGCGGGUACCUUUUAUAGUGAUCAACCUUACUUAUCAGCUAUCAUGUUCACUCAAAGGAAACCUUUGUCGUGAGGAACUAUCUCGCUCUUUUUAAUUCCUCAACUCCAACUGACCCUUUUUGAUAGCACCAGAAAUUGAACAUGAGUCGUGAUUUUC